AUGCUGGGCAUGUCCCUUUGGACUGCCCAGGCCAUGGAAAUUGGCUUGGAUAACAAAGAGGGCAACCAAGAAUACUGCACAGCAGGCAUGUACAGCCGAAGCAACUGGGGCGGCCCUGUCGACCCCUUCAUCCUCGUCAAGUUCCUCAACACCACCGCCAAGGGCAAAGAUCCCAUGACCAGCUUGGUCAUUUUCGAAUGGAAGGACAGGAGUCUGGUCGGCAUUCCGGAUACCGAGCUCGGCUACAACCGACUUGCUAUCUGCAGCGACGACUACGUCAAGGCCGGCAACUGCAACAAGACUGACGUUGGCAAAUUCGUCCUGGCAUCCGAUGCCUCUACGAAGUCCAAGAACCUCAUUGCCACCAAGGCUGUCCACUUGAAGGAGCCUGGCGCCGUCAAAUAUGCUAUCAAGAAGACCGGAUACUACUGUGUUGUCACGGACGGUUACAACACCGAAGAAUAUUCCGCUGUUGUCGAGUUCCGCAAUGCCUACGGCGAGCUUCAGGCUACGCAGAUCCCCAAGCUUCCCUUUUACGGCGGCAUCACCAUCUUGUAUGCCCUGCUCGCUGUUUACUGGGGUUUCCUUUACUACCAGCAUCGGCACGAUAUCUUGGCUGUCCAAAACUAUAUCACGGCUAUUUUGGUCUUCUUGGUGGUUGAGAUGGUUCUGACUUGGGGUUUCUAUGAUUAUCAGAACCGCCACGGCUCCAACAUCGGAGCCAAGGUCUUCCUCACCGUUGUAGGAAUCCUCAACGCUGCCAGAAACUCCUUCUCCUUCUUCCUGCUGCUCAUUGUCUGCAUGGGCUACGGUGUGGUCAAGCACACGCUGGGACGGACCAUGAUCUAUGUGCGGUGGCUCGCUGCCGCCCACUUCCUCUUUGGGCUCGUCUACUCUGUUACGAGUCUCGUUAUUACUCCCGAGACUGCUGGUCCCUUCGUUCUCCUCAUCGUGCUACCCCUUGCCGGUACCUUGACUGCCUUCUACGUGUGGACCCUAAACUCGCUCAACUUGACCCUCAAGGAUCUCAAGGAGCGAAAGCAGCAUGUCAAGGAGGCCAUGUAUAAGAAACUGUGGUGGUCUAUCCUCAUCAGCAUCCUCGUCAUCUUCGCCUUCUUCUUCUUCAACAGCUUCACCUUCGCGUCGGUCAACGACCCUGACUUCGUCCCCUUCCACUGGAAGACCAGAUGGUUCAUUCUCGACGGCUGGCUCAACUUGGUGUACUUCGCCGACGUCGCGUGGGUUGCCUAUGUCUGGCGCCCUACAGCCAACAACCGCCGAUUCGCUAUGAGUGACGAGAUUGCGCAAGAUGACGAUGGCAACUUCGAGAUUGGUGAUAUUGGAGUCCCUGGCGAGGACUCUGACGAUGAGGAGGCUCAGAUUGGCAAGCGACAGGAUGAGCCCCCGCCUUUCAACGCUCCCUCGGCUGCGGGAACGUCCCAAGCUGGUGGCCAGCAGAGGUCGAACCGACCUCUUCCUCGCGAGUCUCUGGACGGCGAGACCAUUUUUGCAGUUGGUGAGGACGGCGACAAGUUCUCGGACGAUGACAGUGACGACGAAGAAGACGCGAAGCUUGUACGAAAGAAAUAA
Molecule: messenger RNA, 1590 nt
Organism: Ilyonectria robusta
Lineage: Eukaryota; Fungi; Ascomycota; Sordariomycetes; Hypocreales; Nectriaceae
Product: lung seven transmembrane receptor-domain-containing protein
Exons: 7
Coding region: 1-1590 (529 amino acids)
Biological process (GO): retrograde transport, endosome to Golgi
Cellular component (GO): membrane; Golgi apparatus
Source: RefSeq, a predicted model, not a curated record